AUGCAGUCGUUGCCGGCGCCUGCGAUCAAGAAUCGAGAGAGCACGACGACGGUGUCCGAUCAGCUCGACCCGGACACCCAUGCAGAAAUCUUCCACACUAUUCAGACCGCAGCACUUGCGACCACGAAUCCGGUUGACCAACCGAUGGCGAUCCUCUUAGGCGGUCAACCGGGCGCCGGAAAAUCGCGCUUGGCCAGCGCCGCAAUGAAGGAUCUCGGCGGCAAUGCUGUGAAGGUUGAUGCUGACGAAUUGCGGCAAUUCCACCCGCGAUAUAUCGAUUUGAUGCGCGAAAAUGAUCUCACAGCGAGUGAUCGAAUCCAUCCUGACGCAGGCCCUUGGGCUGUAAAGCUCACGCGCGCUGCGAUAACUGCACGCCGGAAUCUUGUCAUCGACGGCACAAUGCGAAACGCGGACGAUUUAGUCGCACUUUGCCGCAGUUUCCGUGAGGCUGGUUAUUACAUUGAGGCUCGAGUCAUGGCCGUCAGCAGGCUUAUCAGUCUUCUGAGCAUACAUGAGCGUUACGAGCAUCAGCGGCAAGCCAUCGGUUUCGGUCGCUGGGUAAGCUGCAACCACCAUGACGCCGCUUUUGCUGGCGUGCCACUCACUGUAGAGAGACUUGAGGCGUAUAGGUUGGUUGACAGGAUGGCGAUCUACGCGCGUGACAACGAUGCGCCCGUGUACGAAAAUCGACUCGAGCACGGCAUAUGGCAACGACCACCAGCAGGCCGGACCCGCCUUGACGCCGAGCGCAUCCAACUGGAAGAGAAUAGCGCCGGCGUAAUGAGGUUGACCGGGGCCUAUGCUGGAAAGCGGGAUUGA
This is a messenger RNA of Aspergillus caelatus, 819 nucleotides long. Its product is annotated as zeta toxin family protein. Bases 1 to 819 code for a protein of 272 amino acids. Gene Ontology annotation, molecular function: ATP binding; kinase activity. The transcript has a single exon. Lineage: Eukaryota; Fungi; Ascomycota; Eurotiomycetes; Eurotiales; Aspergillaceae. The record is from RefSeq and is a predicted model, not a curated record.